Molecule: messenger RNA, 1446 nt
Organism: Puccinia graminis f. sp. tritici CRL 75-36-700-3
Lineage: Eukaryota; Fungi; Basidiomycota; Pucciniomycetes; Pucciniales; Pucciniaceae
Exons: 3
Coding region: 1-1446 (481 amino acids)
Source: RefSeq, a predicted model, not a curated record
AUGGAUGACGAAGAAAGUAUGCGUGGUGGUGAUGGUGACAGUCAAGGAUCUGCGGAAGGACGAGGUGCUGCUGGCGGAGGAACCACUGGGAAUCGAGGGGGGGAUGACUCCGAUUUUGAUAGGAUUUUGGGGGGAACGGCUGACAAUAUUCUUGAAGAUGAUGAGAAAAGCGAACCGGAAGAUCCUGAGGACAUCCUGAAGUACAACCUGAGAGCUCAACGUGAAAAACGUGCUCACGAGAAAUCGCAGGUGAAUGAACGAAGGGUACGAAGGGUCGUGGUUGGAAAAGGACUUCCAAAUCAGUCCACGGCAUUGUGUCGGUCGAUCCGAAAUUUCACUAGAUUCAUCAUGGGGAUGCCUGAAUCUAUCAGUGCAUAUCCAGCGCCCCCAGACCAAGAGGAAUGGGAAGUUUGGAACAAUUGGACUGAGAACCGCUAUAAAAAAUUAACGAAGCACUUGGAAGAAUUUUCCGAGAAGAACAAGAAUCUUGCCAAAUCAGUCUUUCAAAAAGUGUAUCAGGACGAAGUUUCACGUAUUCGCAAACAUCUGUCCCCACCAUCGUUUACGGCCGCUCCUGACAUUUUGCCCACUGAGCUCGAUGUUCCACUGAGUAUCAAGAAAGCGUGCGAGCAAGAUCUCCAGAUUGCUGGGUUUGGACGUUUGACCUUCAAGUGGCAGGCCAGUUCUUUCAAUUCUUCCUCGUGGAACGCUAGUUUGGCUACCAUCGUUAUCAAGCAUUACUUCAACUGGGCGAAGUCAAAGCCGGGUGUGAUGUGGGGUGAGGUCGGUUGCAUGGAGCAGAUCUUGGAUAGAUGGGUUUGUGGCCAAGGAAAAGAAAUUAGACGGGCUCACCAGACAAAUGGCCAAUCACCGGAAGACUUGAAGGCUGAGAAGUCAAGGAAGGCUGCAAUAAGCCGUAUGAAAGUUAAAAUUGCAAACAAAAGACAAGGGCUUGCCAUUACAAAGAUGAAAGCCGAACCAAAUCUGGCAGUCUUAUUCUCUAAAGAGGCUGUAUCCGAUUGGGAAGAUCAACCGGUUCCAGCAAAACCAAAGCGUAUACAACUAGCUUGGAGGAGCGAAGCAUUCAGUCUAUGUUCGCAUAAACUAGAUGAGAUUGCGAUAACAGUCGCAAAAACAACUACCGAAAUGAAGACUAUCCAUAAGCUUGUGGACCGUAGCCCUGAAUUAAUUACAAAUUCAACAACUCCGCUUGCUGUUAUCCCACGAAGGCUUCCAAUUGAUGCCUACGAUGCCACAUUCCUUCAAAGUCUCUCGCAAGUCGAAAAAGAUCACCUUGACCCUCAGAAGGAAAUUGGUUUGGAGGCCAAAGCCUGGAUGUUAAACCAGAUGACUAUGCGGAUUGGACCCGGUGUGAGUCAAAUUCCCCGAGGAAGUAUUGGAGAUCUUGGAAUUGGUAAUUUGCCGGGCCCUAGCACAGGCAGUUGA